AUGAUGGAGGCUUGGAUACGAUCACUGAUUCAUGAGAAACGCAUCAAGCAUCUCACACUUGAAAACGAUCUAUGCCCUUUCAAGCGAAACAUCAAACACAUCACACCUGAUUUGCCUCCGAAUUCAUUUUCAAAUCAAAACCUCGAAUCACUCGCUUUAGGUGGAUACAACUUUGAAGCUCCACAUGCUUUCAACAACUGCUGGAAUCUAAAGAGGCUAACACUCUAUGCCAUUUUUGCCGAGAUUGAAGUCAUUAACGUAGUUCUCGCGUCCUGCCCUUCUCUUGACGUGCUUCAAUUAGAAAUCAAUUGCCACACAAGAAGUGGCCCUCUGAAAAUCGACAACCGCCACUUAAAGUUCUUGUAUAUAUCCUCUUACAAUAUUGAUGGGGUUGAAGUGUCUUCACCAACUCUGGAAAUCCUCACCAUCGGAUCUCUCUCGUGUGAGAUGGAGAACUUCCUCGUUGCAAAUCCUAGACUCCAUUUUCACAGGAACUAUUGGAGUACAGGAAAUUUUUUUCCUCACACCAGCUAUUAUAUCUCGUGCCCUGAUCAGGAGAAGAAAAGCAUUGGACGCGAAUACAUGAACAUAAUGAACGGUUCCCGUGAUUUUAUGGAAAAAUUUGCAUCGCUGUCGGUGAGCGUAGACUUGACAAAUACAAAAGAAGUCGAGAUGCUACAAGAAGUCUUAGUUUCAUGGCCUGAAGAAAUGGAAGACCUUGAGAUCUUAUUCAAGAAAAGUAAUGCUUCGAUGAAACAAGGUGAAAAUUCUACUGGGAUAAUAUAUAAGAAGUUUUGGGAAGAGACAAAACUGUUUCCUGAUGCUUGCUUCUGUGUAUAUACUGUCUGGUUGUUUAACUUUAGCGGUUCAAAAGAAGAGUACACGUUAGCCUCGCGUUUGAUAACGCAAGAGACGGUGAUCGAGACUAUGAAAAUCAAACCAUUAUUGUCGUUUUCUCCAAGUACCAAGUUGGAGAUAGAGGAAGCAAUCACCAAGCUUAAGGAACUUGCUAAAGGUCACACAGGGCUUGAUAUCAUAGUGGUCUGA
Messenger RNA from Microthlaspi erraticum, 1047 nucleotides. The record is from the annotation of a GenBank genome assembly. Lineage: Eukaryota; Viridiplantae; Streptophyta; Magnoliopsida; Brassicales; Brassicaceae.